GCUCUGGCAUGGGGGGCGGCAGCUGACUCAACUCUGCCCCCCUCCCCCCAAGGCCCUCACAAAUGUCAUCAAGAAAUGGGGCAAUUUUGCCCUCAGUGCCCUGGGCAGCCCCCCUCCCUCGCCCCUUUGUGAUGUCCCCUUCUCUCUUUCCUCGGCGAGCUUGCUUUCUCUCCCAUGACCUGACCCACUUUGUUCUCUGCCUCUGCCUGCCCCCCAGUUCCCCGGUCUGUGUUGGGUUGAAGGGCAGGGGACAAGCGCCAGAGGUACUGCUGGCGGUAUAAAGCCAGCAGCCUCUGCUGAUCUGGGAGAGGUCCAGAAAUAAGGGGCCGCAGAGGGUUGAGACGAGACUUCUAGGGCGCCCUUUGCUCGGCUGGAGGUGAAGGUAGCGGGAUUUGGCCUCCACUGAAUGGACCAAGCUCAAACUGUGUAGGAGGCUUGCGGGAGGGGACAGGAAUGGGAGGGCUCUGUCUGCCCGCCCCUCCUCUCCCUUGCAGCCCUCGUAGCCCGCCCACCAGUCUGAGCUGCUACUGCUGAGGCUGGUCGGCCUGAAGUCUCCCGGACAGAGGCACAGACAGCUGAAGAGUCUGGAAUUAAGGAGAAUCAUGGGGUCCAGGGCUGAGCUGCACACCCUCUUAGGUGGACUCUCAUUCCUCCUGCUACUGAUGUCAGGCCAGGGGGCCAAGGGUGGCUCCUUCAAAGAGAGUCAGGGGGUCUGCUCCAGGCAGACGCUGGUGGUUCCACUCCGUUACAACGAGUCCUACAGCCAACCGGUAUAUAAGCCCUACUUGACCCUGUGCCCUGGAAGGCGUGUCUGCAGCACCUACAGGACCACCUACCGCGUGGCCUGGCGGGAGGUGCGGAGAGAAGUGCAGCAGACCCACGCCGUGUGCUGCCAGGGCUGGAAAAAGCGGCAUCCCGGGGCGCUCACCUGUGAUGAAGACGUGGAUGAAUGUAGAACUGGCGUCACUCUCUGCUCUCACCGGUGCCACAAUACGGCAGGCAGCUUCACCUGUGGCUGCCCCCACGGCCUGGUGCUGGGCCCCGAUGGGCGCACUUGCGCAGAAGGGGCCUCAGAGCCCCCAACCAGUGCCAGCAUCCUCAGUGUGGCUGUUCGGGAAGCUGGACGUGAAGAUCGUGCUCUGAGGCGGGAGAUCCGCGAGCUGCGAGGGCGCCUGGAGCGGCUGGAGCAGUGGGCAGGUCAGGCUGGGGCCUGGGUCCGAGCCGUGCUGCCCAUGCCGCCUGAAGAGCUGCAGCCCGAACAGGUGGCAGAGCUGUGGGGCCGGGGCGACCGGAUCGAGUCUCUCAGUGACCAGGUGCUGCUGCUGGAGGAGAAGCUAGGCGCCUGCUCCUGUGAGGACAACAGCCUGGGCCCAGGCCUCAGUCGGCGGAGAUAAGGUGCUUCUGCAGGGCCCCUGCCCCCCUAAUUUAUACAGAAACUGGAUCCACUAAUCCUCUGGGAUUGGCCAGCUGGGGAGCUGCAGAUAAGGGUAUCUGCCCCUAAGGAGCAAUGAACAGUGGACACUUUGGAAAACUGAAGACAGGAGGAGGGCAGGUUGUCUUGGCCCACCUCCAAGUCUGCCCGCUGGGGCAGACGCCUGGGUGAGGACUGCUUUUUUAACUCCUUAACAAACACAGCCAGAAAGUGCCCAGAUCUCUCUCAAUCUUUAUUCUUGGUUUCUUGCUGUUAUCCAGAUAAUUAAUAAAAAUCAACCGCACAAAACUGGGUCCCACCCUCUCCUUUUGCUCCCAGCCCACCUCCCUGGUUGUGGGCACAGGUCUGGGGUGGGAGGCAGGGAGUGGCUAAUGCCACCGGGAGGAAAUGAAAACUGGCUCAGAGAGGGGAAGCCUCAAAAGAAAAGAGAAAUAAAUUAAAAG
Messenger RNA from Sus scrofa (pig), 1875 nucleotides. RefSeq names its product EGF like domain multiple 8 (gene EGFL8). The record is from RefSeq and is a predicted model, not a curated record. Gene Ontology annotation, molecular function: calcium ion binding; signaling receptor binding. Gene Ontology annotation, cellular component: extracellular region; cell surface. Gene Ontology annotation, biological process: anatomical structure development. NCBI's taxonomy places the organism in Eukaryota, Metazoa, Chordata, Mammalia, Artiodactyla, Suidae.